AUGCCCUCCGACGACGAAUCCCUCACUCUCGAGCCCACCACGCGUUUCCCUGCCCACUUCCACGUUGCAACGAGCCCCAUCACACACGCGGCACGGAGAUCUCUCGCGAACAACAGCAGAAUUCUCACCAGUGGCGUCGGCCAUCUCUAUAUGGCCGUUCCGAUCAACAACGUGCCCGAAAUCGCUCACGCACGCCAAAAUACGGUCCGAGGAGCGAGCCCGAUCACGGCCGGAGCUCCCGGAGCGAUUCCCACGGUCAAUUCCACGCGUUUUGCGCCUUCUGCUUCACCAAACUCGCCGAAAACUAUCCACGGCGCUUCCGCGAGCGAGGCCCGAGCGCCGAGCGUCGUUCCCACGCCCAAAUCGCCGCGUUCUGCCACCCCGAGCAAGCCACGAUCGCGCCGCUGCUUCGUUUGCGGCCGGAGCAACAACCACCCACUCAGCUUCCGUUUCUGCCCGCGCACGCGCACGCUCUUGCGCCGAGCGCUCGCCCGACUCGAUGAACGAGGCAAGCUUGUGAUGCCUGAUGGAUCCGCGCUGCCGAUGACGCGACACGCCGGUGGAGUCGCUGGACACCUCAUUUCCGCGCAUAACGCUGCGCUUCGCGUUUCUGAGCGUCCCGAACCACCACAACCGCUUGCUCGACGUCCAACACGCCUUCCAACACCAUCUGAGCCGACUCCUUCUCAAGUUCUGCCACCAACUGAGCCGAUUCGCGCUGCUGAGCACACCGGCCCGCUCAAUCCGAGUUCCUCCCAUCCCGAGAUCGCUCCGCCUGUUUCCCACGCCCCUCGCCGACGUCACGCGCAUCGAACCAACCAGCCGCGCAUGCUAAUGCCGUGCGUCCAGUGUCAACGCACCAAAUGGAUGCAGUCCAUUCAGACAAUGCUGUUCGACAACGCCCUUCGAGCCCACUUCACAGAGAUGAUCACCACCUUGAAUAAGCUUGAUCCUGACACUCUGGCGGCGCUUUCUGACAAAAUGAUGGCAACUCACACACUCCCGCCGUGUUUCAUCCAUGCUCAUCUCUCGCAACCAACCGUGUGUCCAUUUGGCUGA
Messenger RNA from Mycena indigotica, 1059 nucleotides. RefSeq lists its product as uncharacterized. Bases 1 to 1059 code for a protein of 352 amino acids. The record is from RefSeq and is a predicted model, not a curated record. NCBI's taxonomy places the organism in Eukaryota, Fungi, Basidiomycota, Agaricomycetes, Agaricales, Mycenaceae. The transcript has a single exon.